Messenger RNA from Carassius auratus (goldfish), 847 nucleotides. RefSeq names its product macrophage mannose receptor 1-like. Lineage: Eukaryota; Metazoa; Chordata; Actinopteri; Cypriniformes; Cyprinidae. The record is from RefSeq and is a predicted model, not a curated record.
AUGGACCGAACUCUGUAUUUCAUUCUUCUUCUCAUUGCUCUCUGCUCCGUAUCUGAAUGUGUUCAGCGUCAGUAUCACUUUAUAAAUGAGAACAAGACCUGGACUGCUCAGAGAUACUGCAGAGAGAUAACACAGACUGGCACCGCUGACAACAUGAACGACAUGAACGAGCUGAAGAAGAGUGUGAAUGAUGGAAGUGUUCAGAUAUCUGGAUUGGGCUGCAGAAGACGGGUCGUGAUGAAUGGCACUUGGUCUUCAGGUGAACCUGCGCUCUAUCUGGAUUGGGCUACUGGAAUACCAAUCUUGGUGCAGAAGAAUAGAAAAUGGUUCGACGUCUCUUGCACCAAUCAAUAUCCUUUUGUGUGUUAUGAAGAUAAACUGAUUGUGAUCCGAGAGAAUGUGACGUGGUCUGAAGCUCUGAGAUACUGCAGACAGAAUCAUGUGGAUCUGGUCUCGGUUCAUUCAGAAGAGAUGCAGCGUCGUGUGAUGAACGUGGUUAAACUGGCGUCUACUGCGGAGGUCUGGUUGGGUUUACGUUACUCUCACAUUUUGGGCAUCUGGUACUGGGUGAGUGGAGAUACCGUGUGCUAUCAGAACUGGGCUCCAGGGAACGGCACAUCAGAGGAGGACUGUGAACACACAGUGAGAUCUGGAGCAGUUCAGUCUGGAGGAGAUCAGCGCUGGAUCAGCCUUCCUGAGACUCACAAACUCAACUUCAUCUGCACAACUUAUGAAGAGUAAAGAACAUGUGAAUGCCUGAAUGUUUAUUUCCAUUAUCUUCCUGUUUCCAGUUGUUAAGGUUAAAUACAUGUGUAAUGUUUGUUUCUUUUUUCUACAGAUUAUGUUA